CCAAUCCGCUGGCGUAGACGUGUCUCACAGUCAGAGCAUCCUUCCGUCAUGGCGUCUGUUUGGGCGAAAACCUUCACUAACCCGAUGGUCCCGUCUGUUUUAUUCCUGCUACUGCUAUGUCUGCCACCCGGGGGAGGGCAGAAGAAGAAGGAGAACCUGCUGUCAGAGAAGGUUGACCAGAUGAUGGAGUGGUCUUCUCGGCGUUCAGUCGUCCGGAUGAACGGUGACAAGUUCCGUCGUUUUGUCAAGGCCCCACCCAGGAACUACUCUGUCAUCGUCAUGUUCACUGCCCUGCAGCCUCAAAGGCAGUGUUCUGUCUGCAGGCAGGCAAAUGAGGAGUACCAGGUCCUGGCAAACUCGUGGCGUUACUCAUCAGCAUUUUCCAACAGGCUGUUCUUCACGGUAGUGGACUACGAUGAGGGAGCAGAUGUUUUCCAACAGCUGAACAUGAACAGCGCUCCAACCUUCAUGCAUUUUCCGGCUAAGGGAAAGCCAAAGAGAGCUGAUACGUUCGACCUGCAGAGGAUUGGCUUUGCUUCAGAGCAGUUGGCCAAGUGGAUUGCAGACCGAACAGAUGUUCAGAUCCGUGUCUUCCGUCCUCCUAAUUAUUCGGGGACUAUUGCUUUGGCUCUGUUAGUUUCUCUGGUUGGAGGUCUGCUGUAUCUGAGAAGGAACAACUUGGAAUUCAUAUACAACAAGACUGGAUGGGCCAUGGCUGCACUGUGUGUAGUUUUUGCAAUGACAUCCGGUCAGAUGUGGAAUCACAUCAGAGGUCCUCCCUACGCCCACAAAAACCCCCAGAAUGGACAAGUGAGUUAUAUUCAUGGCAGCAGUCAGGCUCAGUUUGUGGCUGAGUCUCACAUCAUCCUUCUUCUGAAUGCUGCAAUCACCAUGGGGAUGGUGCUGCUGAAUGAGGCUGCCACCUCCAAAGGAGACGUUGGCAAGAGGAGAAUCAUCUGCCUGGUUGGCCUUGGCCUGGUGGUGUUUUUCUUCAGCUUCCUGCUCUCCAUUUUCAGGUCCAAGUACCAUGGAUACCCCUACAGCUUCCUUAUUAAGUGAAGAAAGACCGAAGAGGAGGUUAGAGGGUGGCGAAGAGGCGGUAGGUGAGGAGAAGAGGAGGCAAGAAGAUACUUGAAGAAGAGGGGGCAGUGUUAGAAUUGAGUCUAGAGUGCAUGGUUGUUGUUUUUUUUGUUUGUUUGUUUGUUUUUUAUCAUCGAGUGCUUUCAUCAACUCUGCAAACUGAAUAGAAAAUAAAUUAUUCCCACUUACACUGGAAAAUAAAGGUGUUUUGCAUG
Messenger RNA from Xiphias gladius (swordfish), 1295 nucleotides. It is a transcript of the gene tusc3, whose product is annotated as tumor suppressor candidate 3. The record is from RefSeq and is a predicted model, not a curated record. Bases 49 to 1059 code for a protein of 336 amino acids. Lineage: Eukaryota; Metazoa; Chordata; Actinopteri; Istiophoriformes; Xiphiidae. The transcript is spliced from 10 exons. Gene Ontology annotation, cellular component: oligosaccharyltransferase complex.